AGUCAAGUCAAAACAGAUGAAAUUAAGGUCACGUCACAAGUCACGAGUGAAAAACAAAAGAAAAAGUCCAGAACUCACAAAUGACAAAUGUCACAUUGUUUUUCACAACAAAAAUAAUAUACUAAGAAAACAUCUGGAAAUUCUUUCUUUAAAGCAAUAUUGUUUCUUUGAUUAUUAACAUUAAGGAAUGUCUUGUAAUGGAAUGAAUAUAGAAAUUCUAUAAAAGGUUAAAGAUGCUUCAAAGUAAAUGUCAUCAUUCGAAUGCAUUACCCUUCGAGACGUGCUCAUUCUGUAAUUCCGCAGCUCCAGAGACACUGCUGGAAAUUUGUUUUGAUUAUAUUAACAAACAUCUAGAAACUAUCUGCAAGUAUGAUUCACUAUCAGGAGAUCUGACAUUGAUGAAUGGGCUGGCUCUGCCAGUAGAAAUUUGUGAACGUUUGUUAGAUGUCAGAUGUAAUAGUUUAACACCUGUUAAUUCAAAUUUCAUCAAUAUAUUCAAAAACACUGAGUGCACUAGGCUGAAACGGGUCAGAUUAAGGAAAUCCAAGAUACAGGACCGCGACUUGGAAAUUUUACUCCAACAUAAGUUAAUAGAACUAGAUAUAUCGCAAAGUCCAGAUCUUACAUCAAAUUGUAUAAAAUACAUAACCGAACAUGGGUCAAGUCUCUUGUCGCUUAGUAUAGGGGAAAACACAUCAAUUUUUCCAAAUGAAAUCUAUGGCGAACCCAAAUUUAAUGAGGAACAGUUCAACCAAGGAUUUAUAUUCUUAGCACCCUCUCUUAAAAAAUUAUCUCUCAGAGGUCUCAAUUCGCUACAGCCAGCUUUUUAUAUGCAGUUGUUGAACAAUCUGUCAAAUUUAACCUAUUUGGAUUUAUCGAGUUGCGGCGAUUUACAUAACUUCACAUAUGCAACACAUCUCGUUAACUUGACCUCUCUUAUUUUAUACAAUGUAGAUGCUAUUGAUAAAAUGGUACCUGCAAUUUGCAAAUUAGUUAACCUAAGACACUUAGAUAUAUCCCAGUCUAGAGACGAACAUGGUAAAUAUGACAAAGGAAAUAAAAUAUUGAAAACUAUUGUUGAAAGCCUUCCAAAACUGACUUCUUUGGAUAUUUCUGGAACUAAUUUGGCUGGAAGAGGAGUUGCUGAAACAAUGAAUGGAUAUGUUUCUGAUAUACCUGGCUUAAGUUCAAGAGUCAAUAAUCCAUUUCAAUAUUUGGGACUGUACGAAACUUCUCAUGAUGCUUGUUUGAGACAUGACAUACCUGCAAAACUGAUUGCUGGCAAUGCUAAUGAGGACCAGAUUUUGGUUGCAGCACUUGCAUACUUAGAUAGAACAGACAUGUUACAAAAAGUUAUGAAUGAGCUUUUUCAUUUAUUUAGAUUUGAAAAUAUUGUCCAUGUAGGCCAGGCUCUUAAUGUUGUUCUGGAAGCUAUGGGAAGACAUUUACAUGAAAGACAUAUUCAAAUAUCUGGAAGUGCUACAUUAUUUUACAUUGUGAAAAGUACUGAGAGAGAAUUGCAUAAUGAUGUUAAUGUCAAACGUAAAAUCAUAACAACACUGUUGAAUGGUAUGAGUGCUCAUAGAAGAGAUGACACAAUGAUGAGAAAUGGAUGUUUAACCCUGUGUCAGUUCAAGAUACCUGUAGAUGUUCUUUUUGAUUAUGAACGGCUCGUCAACAUACUUUUGCAUUCUGUAGAUGGAAUGGCCCAGGAAAGUUUUGUACAAAGGAUUGGAAUAUACUUACUGAAUUCCUUGGCUUGUCAAGUAGACGGAACUCAAAAAGUGAAGCUCGGUGAACUGGGAGCUAUAGAUAAAAUGAUAUGGCUAAUAAAAGAAAGACUGGAGAGAGGAAUCUGCGAUGACGUUCUAGAAGUAGCCUGGUCUACCAUGUGGAAUGUUACUGAUGAAACACCCGAGAAUUGCAGAAAAUUUCUGAAAUUGGAAGGAAUGCAGCAUUUUUUGUUAUGUCUUGAGAAAUUUCCUGAUAAAGAAGAACUGCUUCGCAACAUGAUGGGAUUGUUAGGAAACGUAGCCGAAGUAAAAGAGCUCAGGCACUAUUUGAUAACUCCAGAGUACUUAUCAGUGUUUUCCAGACUGCUAGAUUCUAGAAGCGAUGGAAUUGAAGUUAGUUAUAAUGCAGCCGGAGUAAUUUCGCAUAUUGCUUCUGAUGGCCCUGAAGUAUGGAAUGUAACAGAACCUUCUAGAGCGUAUGUUCUGAAAAAAAUGGUGUCAGCGAUAGAUCGAUGGAAUAUUAAUUCUCAAAGAAACAUAAACUACCGGUCAUUUGAACCAAUUCUGUAUCUGGUGCAAGUUUAUCACACGCCGGAAUGUCAACAAUGGGCAGUGUGGGCUCUAGCGAACUUAACAAGAGUUUAUCCUGAGAAGUAUUGUACUUUAGUAGAAAAAGAAGGCGGUCUGAGAUUGCUUCAGGAAUUAUUACUUCAGAGAGCUCCUUCUUUCAGACUAAGAGAGUUGGCUGCUAUUGUUUUACAAAACUGCAGAACAUACCAGCAAGACAACUGGCGAGUUAUUGUGGAGGCACUGGAAGGAUGAGUUUUUUGUAAUCUAAUUUAUCAAUAACUGCUGAAAUACUCAUCAGAGCAAUGUAAAAUUCAUUUGUGAUUAUAUUUUUUCACACAAAUACUGACAUACCAGCAUGGUUUAUGCGGACUGUUAUUUUUUAUUUAAUUGUAAAUAAUAAUUUACAGACUUUAUUUGUAACUGUACCUAUUUUGUCUUAUUUUCUUUUGAAUAGAGUAAUUUGUGAUUUUUAUUUAUGCAAUAAAGAUAUAUUUAUUACUAA
This is a messenger RNA of Leptinotarsa decemlineata (Colorado potato beetle), 2805 nucleotides long. Its product is annotated as protein zer-1 homolog. The record is from RefSeq and is a predicted model, not a curated record. Gene Ontology annotation, cellular component: Cul2-RING ubiquitin ligase complex. NCBI's taxonomy places the organism in Eukaryota, Metazoa, Arthropoda, Insecta, Coleoptera, Chrysomelidae.